Molecule: messenger RNA, 3978 nt
Organism: Papaver somniferum (opium poppy)
Lineage: Eukaryota; Viridiplantae; Streptophyta; Magnoliopsida; Ranunculales; Papaveraceae
Product: exportin-T-like
Exons: 15
Coding region: 240-3251 (1003 amino acids)
Biological process (GO): tRNA re-export from nucleus
Cellular component (GO): nuclear pore; nuclear matrix; cytoplasm
Molecular function (GO): small GTPase binding; tRNA binding
Source: RefSeq, a predicted model, not a curated record
AUAAAAAAAAAUCCCCAUCUCCCAAUCACAACCUCUCGCAGUCUUUCACUCUAAAACCCUAAUUAAACCCUAAAAUCUCCCAAAUCUCAAUCCAAAAUCACAGUAUCUGAUCAAGGUAAGUAUUGGAUCCAUCCAUUACACCACCAUUUUCAUGUAAUCUCGAUCCAAACCUAAUUUUUUGAUUUUUUUUCGAAUUUAAUUAGGGUAGAUUUUGAUUUUUUUUGAAUAAAUCUUCCACCAUGGAUGAUUUGGAGAAGGCGAUUUUGUUCAGAUUUGAUGAAUCUGGUUCAAUUGAUCCUAAUCUUAAACUAGAAGCAGUGAAAUACUGUGAAUCACUGAAAGAAUCCACGCCGUCGAUUUGUAGAUUAUGUAUUGAACGAUUUCAGUUUACGACAUACGUUCAAGUUCGGUUUUGGUGUUUACAGACACUUCACGAGGUUGUUCGGACUCGUUACUCGAUGAUUAGUGCCGAUGAGAUGGAGUUUGUUAGGAAAUCGGUGUUAUCUAUGGCUUGUGGAGGCGGUGGGGGUGGGGUAGGCGGUGGUGGUGAGGAUGAUAAGAGCAAUGUUGGUGGUGUUUUAGAAGGGCCGGUUUUUAUUAAGAAUAAGUUUGCGCAAGUGUUUGUUACUUUAAUUUAUUUUGAGUAUCCGUUGAUUUGGUCUUCGUGUUUUGUUGAUUUUGUGCCUAAUUUGGUUAAGGGGAAUGCAGUUAUUGAUAUGUUUUGUAGAGUUUUGAAUGCGUUAGAUGAUGAAUUGAUUAGUUUGGAUUAUCCACGGAGUGGGGAAGAUGUGGCGGUUGCAGGGAGAGUUAAGGAUGCAAUGAGGCAACAAUGUAUUGCGCAGAUUGUACGUGCCUGGUAUGAGAUUUUGAACAUGUAUAAGAAUUCGGAUGCGGAGUUGUGUACGACUGUUUUGGAUUGUAUGAGGAGGUAUAUUUCUUGGAUUGACAUUGGGUUGAUUGCGAAUGAUGCUUUUGUACCGUUGUUGUUUGAGUUUAUUUUGAUUGAGGGGUUGCCAGAACAGUUAAGGGGGGCCGGGGCGGGAUGUGUAUUGGCUAUAGUUUCUAAAAGGAUGGAGGCGGCAUCGAAGUUGUCGCUUCUUAGGAGCUUACAGAUUAAUCGCGUUUUAGGUUUGGUGGCUGGGGAUGUGGAUUCUGAGUUGGUUUCGAAGAUUGGCCUUUUGCUUACUGGUUUUGCAACUGAGGCGCUUGAAUGUUCGAAGCGUUUAGAAUCGGAGGAGAUGAAAGUUGUAGCUACAGAGCUAUUGGACGAAGUUUUGCCCUCUGUGUUCUAUGUGAUGCAGAACUGUGAAAUGGAUGCAACAUUUAAUAUUGUGCAGUUCUUAUCAGGUUAUGUGUCUACGUUGAAAGCUCUUACUCCGUUGAAGGAGAAACAAAUUGUACAUGUUCAACAGAUUUUGGAGGUGAUACAUGUUAGAAUCUGCUAUGAUCCUGAGUAUAGAGAGAAUCUUAGUAUUCCUGAUAAAAUUGGGAUUGAAGAGGAAGAGCGGAUGAUUGAGUAUCGAAAGGACUUGUUUGUGUUGCUUCGAAGUGUAAGCCGAGUAGCUCCUGAUAUUACUCAGAUGUUUAUUAGAAAUUUAUUUGCUGGUGCACUUGUGACUUCUUCAGAUAGGAAUGUUGAAGAGGUUGAAGCAGCACUCUCUAUUUUUUAUGCACUUGGAGAGUAUUUGAAUGAAGAGGCAGUGAGAAAUGGAAAUCCACUUGUGAGGGAAUUGCUACCCAUGCUGUUAUCGGCAAGGUUUCCAUGCCAUUCUAAUCGCUUGGUAGCACUUGUAUACUUGGAGACAAUAACUAGGUAUGUGAAGUUUGUUCAGGAUAAUGAUCAGUGUACACCCCUCAUUCUUGCUGCCUUUUUGGAUGAACGGGGUAUACACCAUCCAAAUAUCAAUGUGAGUCGAAGGGCCAGUUACCUCUUCAUGAGAGUUGUGAAAAACAUGAAAUCCCAGCUUGUUCCUUUCAUCGAAAAGAUAUUACAGAGUCUCCAAGACAGAGUGGCCCAGUUUACGCAGUUGGACUGGAAAUCAGGAGAUAUGACAAAUUCAGGAUCUGAAGAUGGGAGUCACAUAUUUGAGGCAAUUGGCUUACUAAUUGGGAUGGAAGAUGUACGUGUACCACAAGAGAAGCAAGCCGAGUAUCUGUCGUCACUGCUGAUCCCUCUAUGCAAUCAGGUCCAGGAGCUGCUUUUAAAUGCCAACGUACAAAAUCAGGAAGAAUCUUAUGCUAAAAUUGCAAAUAUACAGCAAUUAAUCAUGGCAAUUAAUGCACUGAGCAAGGGCUUCAGCGAACGUCUUGUCACUGCCAGUCGCCCUGAAAUUGGUAGUAUGUUCAAGCAGACUUUGGAUGUUCUCCUUCAAAUUCUUGUGGUGUUUCCUAAAGUCGAUCCUCUACGGAGUAAGGUGACGUCAUUUAUUCACCGGAUGGUAGAGGUUUUAGGAGCAGCUGUCUUUCCCUACCUCCCCAGGGCACUUGAGCAAUUGCUUGCGAACUGUGAGCCCAAAGAAAUGGUUGGUCUGCUCGUGCUUCUCAAUCAGCUCAUCUGCAAAUUCAAUGUUUUGAUGCGCGAUAUCUUGGAAAAAAUAUUUCCUAUCAUUGCAAGUAGAGUGUUUGAUGUUCUCCUCACACGUGAAAUUCCUUCAGGGCCUGGAAGUAACACUGAGGAAAACCGUGAACUUCAAGAGCUUCAGAAAACAUUGUACACAUUUCUUCAUGUAAUUACUACUCAUGACCUGUCUUCAGUGUUCCUUACUACUGAAGGAAAGAACUACUUAAAAUCGAUUAUGCCCUUGCUAUUGCAUAAUUCCUGCUAUCACAAGGAAACUACUGUGAGAAAGUCAUGUGUGCAGAUAUUUAUUAGACUAAUUAAAGACUGGUGCACCGGAUCUAAUGAGGAGGAAAGGGUACCUGGUUUCCGCAACUUCAUAAUUGAGACCUUCGCUCCAAGCUGCUGCUUGUACAGUGUUCUCGACAAGUCUUUUGAGUUCCGUGAUGCCAAUACUCUUGUUCUUUUCGGGGAAAUUGUGGUAGCUCAGAAAAUCAUGUAUGAGAAGCUUGGUGACGAGUUUCUUGUUCAUUUUGUAAUGAAAGGGUUUCAAACCGCACACUGCCCUCAAAAUCUAGCUGAAGAGUACUGUCAAAAGCUGCAGGGAAGUGAUAUCAAAGCCCUUAAAACAUUUUACCAGUCUCUCAUUGAGGAUUUGAGACGUCAACAAAAUGGAACAUUCGUCUUCAGAUAGCAGUGCCUUGUGACUAUAAGAGAUUGAAUUUCAAAGUUAACUUCCCUGGAAUUCUUCAUGAUGGCCCUCCAUUUCACUUGAAGAGAUGGGAUGCAUUACACUGUAUAUAAUAUUUAUGCAAACCUAGAACAGAUGAGAAGAUGUACAUUUCCGGGAGCAGCUUUGUUUUACAAACAAGUGGUCAGAAGGCACAACUGCUGAAGGCGCGCGCUGAACAAGUGUAAAAUUAAUAUCUUGAUGAUGUUGACGAGAAGUUUUGUCAUGUCCUUUCGUCAUAGAAAAAACUGUUUAGGAUAAUUUCAUUGUUUCAUAACUUCGCAUCAUAAAAUUUUGAUAACCGUGUUUUCAAAGCAGGGCCAAUAUGCGAAUGUUUUGAUUGUGUCAUGUGUCAUAUUAGAAAUCAGUUAUAGAAGCUUUCUACUAACUGCAGUCGUCCGAGUAAAUAGAAAAAAAAGUUGGAUUUUCGUUAUAGUUGUCCGUUUUCGGCUAUAGGUUGUCAUUUUUUUUCGUGGUUCCCUGUGAAACCACUAGUUUUAUUGAAUUUUUGUGUGGGUUAUCUAAGUUUCUGUUACAAAUUUACAGCCUUAAGUUUUUCUCUGGUUGUGGUGUUUUUCGCUGCAAAAAAAACCCUUUUUCUUUUGUAGCACAUGCAUUUUCAAAUGGAGUUGGAAUGGGAUACAUAAUAUUAUUCCAUUUGUUGGCACUUUAAAGAAUUUGGGUUCCACCA